Messenger RNA from Cucurbitaria berberidis CBS 394.84, 1250 nucleotides. RefSeq lists its product as uncharacterized. Bases 162 to 1250 code for a protein of 362 amino acids. NCBI's taxonomy places the organism in Eukaryota, Fungi, Ascomycota, Dothideomycetes, Pleosporales, Cucurbitariaceae. The transcript has 2 exons. The record is from RefSeq and is a predicted model, not a curated record.
CUCUGGCGGAGCUGGUAGCCGCUCAUGGGGCGUUGCAUGUGCGCCUCGUGCUACCAGCCGUACGCCAUCCAAAUCAUGACUUGUAGCCUUCGUUGCGCACCUGCGCCUCAGGUCCAGAUACAAGACAAUCACUAAAGUCGGAUUUGUGUGCACUUACCUUAAUGGCUGAGAAGACAAUGGCGACAGUAACCCCCAUCCUCAAACCUCCCUUCGCUGCGCGUCCCAUUCCCCCCAAAGUCCCUACGGCGCCUCUCUCCGCAUCGCAAAUAUCACUGCAAAAUGGCGUCAACACCGGUCCACAGCCUGUCCUCGACACCGCGACUAACAUCCCGCUCUCGCCGCUGGACUCGCUGCCUACGAUAACAGGGCGCGGAAAUGCCGUCGUUCUCGCAAAUGACUCGAUUGGCGAGUUUCUAAAGGCUGAUUUGGAUCUAUCGCGGCUGAACAAGAUACAUGGACAUCUUUGGAUGGCCGGCCGACCAAUGCGCGCCAGGCCACUGCACAGAUACAAGAUGGAAGGGUUCGAUGUUUUGUUUACCCAGCAGAUGGACUUGCAUCUCCUCAAGUUCUCUAACAAGCUCAUGAUCAAGCCGCUGCCGGAAUGGAUAUUAUCCGCCGACUUCUGGAACGUCCAUCUCUGCGCGAGCGAGGAGCUGCACAAGUCCGCAUGCGGAUUCCUGCUCUCGUAUGUCUGGCUAGUGGUCACGCCGCUGGAUCUCAAACUUGCCCAUGACCACACGCUGCUCCCGAGCUUUGUAACGUGGCAUUGGUGGAAGGAGUUUGUGGGAGACUUCUACGGUAAUGUGGAUAUCAACACACUGCAUCAAGUCAACAGGCGCUAUCAAUUCGGCGAUCUACGUCUCGGACGUGUCAAUUCGAUAUACCGUUCGCUCUUCUUCACCACGCAUUUCGUGCGCGGCUAUCUCUACGGGUACAAUCGCUACGUUGUGUUCUUCCAGCGCAAUUUCAGCUGGAUACUCAUCGUCUUUGUAUUCUUCUCGCUCGUCCUGUCGGCGAUGCAGGUCGGCACCGGGCUCGACGAGUUGAAGGACAACUAUGCAUUCUUGAAAGCUAGCUAUGUGUUUGUCGUCUUCAGUAUGGUCAGCGUGGUCGCUGUGUUGGCGGUGGUUACAAUUCUCUUUGUGGGGAUCUUCUUGUUCAACAUGGUGACUGCGAUAGGUCAUGCGAAGAAUGUGCAGAACGAACGGAAAAAGCUUGCGAGGGAGAGAGCUGAAGGAAAAGAGGCCUGA